CCCCCAAACUCCUGCAAUUGCCGCCCCCCGUCUCGGAUACGCAUACAUACACGCCCUCGCACAGUCGCAAUGGUUCACAAGGUCCUGUUCUGGAGCGGUCUCGGUAUCGCGGCACGACUAUGGCAGCUCGGCAUUGAGAUGCGCCCGCUCUUCAACCGCGAGUCGCUCUGGGUCUACCCCGUCUAUGCUGGCAUCGGCGGCAGCUUUGGCUACUGGCUGAUGGGGGUCGAGCACCGCCAGUUCAAGUACCUGGCCGACCGCCGCGACACAUUGCUCGAGAAGCGGGCACGAAGGAAGGAGCGUGAAGAGGCGGCUGCCGCAGAGCAGUCGUAGAUCACAUGCAGCAAGAUAGAGGCUAUGUGAGGAGGGGUAAUCAGAGACAGGAGGCAGGCUAUUGGCCGUCCUCUGCAGCAUGGGAAGAGCCGCCAUGUGUGCAAUUGCGCUCGAAUCUGCUGCAUUCGUCCGUCAGACUCAAUGGCACGCUGAAGGAAAAUCUACAUGCACGUUGGGACGGAGGGCGUUACUUUGUACUCUUAUCAUGCGUUCGAGCCGAGGACUCGCUCUGUACAACAUCCUCAAACCCAAGAAUACAAAAAAGACUUCUUCAAC
This is a messenger RNA of Macroventuria anomochaeta, 609 nucleotides long. RefSeq lists its product as uncharacterized. The record is from RefSeq and is a predicted model, not a curated record. The transcript has 2 exons. Lineage: Eukaryota; Fungi; Ascomycota; Dothideomycetes; Pleosporales; Didymellaceae. The coding region runs from base 70 to 333 and encodes 87 amino acids.